UGCUUUCAAUGAUGCGACCGCUCGACAGAAUGGAACCUCGUCCCGCAAUGACCUCUCACUUCGUGAGGUUUUCCGUUGUCCCAUCGUGGACGUGGAAGGACACAUGUGGCAGGCGUCGAACAGCUCGGGUUUCACUCCAUCGUAUCCACCAUGUGUAACCAAUGGUCUCAUGGCUGUCGUUGAACGGCGAUGUAUGCCGAGUUUUGGGCCCAGCGGUGCCCAGUGGGGUCCCUUCUGUGCUGCCGGCGUUUGCCAAUCGAGACUUAAUCGGUGCGAACCGCCUCCACCUGCAUGCCCACCAGGGUUUGUACUCCUAACGGCCAACAACACAGUGACUUAUUCGGGACUGUGCACGAUGGUAAUUUCAAAUGUCAGUUUUGAAGAGCGUACUUCCACGUGUCACCAUCAGCAUCCGUUUUCCAAACCUUGGAUUCCACUGGAAAGGGUUCCGUGGCUCAGUUCCACAAUCUGGCUUCCUUUUCAAAGACUGUGGCCACAUGGAUCAUUCUUACCGGCAAUUCGAAGUCUUCUGGUUACUGAUGACGGUCAAAGCACGGCCAACCUACGAAAUGAUCAGAAUUGCACAGUGAUGACCCAGAAAGGUCUGGUCUCCAGCUCUUCAUGUACGGCGAGACAUGGAGUGGCUUGCGUCACAACUCCUCUGCUCUCACCGACUGGAAGGGAAGCUUCACAGGUGUCGAUAGCAAGACAGAGAGUAUGUCAGCCUGAGCAUGAGAAUGGCACAACGGGCACCGAACGCUGUUUUACGCCCAUAUGCCCAAGUAACAGCUCGCGUAUCUCGUGGGCAGAAGCGUCGGCUCUGUGCACCAGGUCUGGUUCAACUCUAGCCAGCUUGACCUCGCCAAGAUACCUGGAUGCAGUGCUUCGUCUGAGCGGCUUUCAAGGAAGAUCGGACCGUGUCGCAGUGCAACUAGAAAGACACGACGGUCGAGUGACAUGGCAAGACUUCAGCAGUCUGGCCUACCCAGGCUUGUCCCCUUUUCUGUCUACGGAUGAGAGCCAUACGCAUGGCGUUUUAGACGUCCCACGUGGCCAGUAUGACUUCGUUAUGCCUGAUGAAAAGGCCGUGGGAUGCGCCUUGUGUGAGGAACAUGCUGUCGCUGAAGCAGCAGAGAUUGUGUUAUUUUAUGAUCAUUCAUUCGACAACAAAUCCAUUCUCGCGAACGUUACGAGUCUCCAGAAUUUUGUAGAAGACUGGGAUGAUGAUCUCAUAUGCAUGGUCUCUACCUCCGACGCGACGAAAGCUGAGCUGUUUCAGAACAGAAGAACUUCAUCAAAUGCACGCGAUAGAUUUGGAGUGGAAAGCUUCAACGUUAUCUCCGAUGGCCAUGGGCGAGUCUUUGUACAAAUAUUUCCUUCAGUAGAUUUUGGCUACCUCACAUGCGGACUGCUCAUCACCGAAUUGGGAGUACAGAUCACGUCUAACUCGCUUCUGUUAACCAAGCGAGAUGUAUUCGUGCAAGAAUAUGUUGUUGGAGUCCAGGAGACUGGAGGAAAUAUUUCGCAGUGCGAAGUUACCCUCGGUGGCUCCAUUUGUCCCUGCUUCAACUUGACGCAUACAAGCGAGAUACUUGUAGUUCCCGAAACUACAGAUCCCCAGAUUUUUCAACGAAGAAUGUACCUUCUCCGUGUAACAUCAUCCAGCAACGGGGAUGUUACAGCCCACUAUUACAUCACCCUAGAAGCGGUCAUCCUGAGACAUCCACCGUCCGGAAACGCCAGCCAGUCUAGAACUUCGAACCAAAAUGAACUUGAACAGGCUCACCGAGAUCUUAAUGGAACUAAAAUCCUUACGAGCGACUUUAAACCUAAGUACAUCAAGCCUGCACGCUGCUGCCCAGCAGAAAGGACACAGCACCCCGUGCCUCUCAGCUGGCCGAAGACAUGCGGAGGGACUGUCUCCGCCGAAGAGCAGUGUGUGGAUGGCUCCGGGCGACGGCCGCUGCGGCACUGCCAGGGUACUCCUCUGACGGGCGUCCAGUGGUCGUCUGUAGACUUCGGAGCCUCCAGCUGUGCCGCCGUAUCUGUCACCUCAAUGGACCUCUACCAGCUGUCUAAGGUCGACGUGACUACAGAUAACGUGGUGGCCACAGCGGACGAGCUGCAACGGCUGACAGUCGAGCCGGCCUCCCUGGAUGCUGGAGAUGUGGUCUCGGCUGCUGACGUAUUGGAAAACAUCAUCGCCAGUGUGCAGAGGAGCAGUCAGGGUGGGAAUCGGCCCAUACCACCGGAAGAUGCGCUGUCUGUACGCAGGAAAGUUGUUGAAGCUGCCAGUCAGCUGAUGAAUGUGGACCAGUCAGUACUCAAGACCUCUUCACUGGUACCUGGAAAAGGUUCCCGCAUUAUCAACGCGCUUGAGGGCAUUCUGGAAACUCCAGUGGAAGGCGAUUACAAUAUAGACACGGAAAAUAUAGCAGUUCGCUCGGGGGACAUCGUUGGCAUCGCAUCAUCCUCAAACGAGAUAACGAGCCUCAGUGAAAAAAAGGUAGCCCAAGUCGAUGACAUGUCUCGCUUAUCCUCAUCUGGUAUGGAGUCAUCGAUCCUGUUAGAAAACAAGAGGCCUAACAUUUCCGUUGCCUUUGUCGUCUACCGUAAUGGUCGGCUGUUUCAGUCCCCCGGCCAACGUGUCACGAGUCAGGUAGUGUCGGCCAUAAUUCCUGGCGCAACGAGCAAGGAGCGAGUCUUUGGAAAUGUUUUGACAAUGUUUCGUAGUCUGCCAGGACAGUGUGCGCCUGCGCCAACAUGCGCCUUUUGGGUUUCUGCUGAGUCUCGCUGGUCCACUACGGGUUGCUGGCUGGUGAAGGUUCAAGACGGUAGUGACUUUUGCCGUUGCAACCAUCUGACUAACUUCGCCAGGAUCUUCAACUACGAACGGGACGAGUAUCUUAGUGAUAGCUACCACUACGCUCUAGAUAUUGUCACUUACAUCGGUAGCUGCCUUUCGCUUCUUGGACUCGUCUUUACCAUGCUGACAUUUGUGUUGUUCAAGAAAUGGAGGAAGCUGCGUAGUAGUCAGAUCGUUAUGCACAUGAGUGUUGCUCUGACAGGGGUCUACGUGACCUUUCUGGGAGGUCUGGGAGCGAAGGAACAUCACGACGCCUGCGUUUGUAUGUCGGCGCUGCUUCAUUUCUUCUUAUUAGCAACGUUCGGGUGGAUGUGUGUGGAGGCUGUGUUUCAGUACCUGCGCUUCGUGAAAGUUGUGGGCACGUACAUUCCCAGGUUCAUGCAUAAGGCAAGCGGACUGGUCUGGGGCGGAAGUCUUGUGCCGGUCGUCUGCGUGCUCGCUUUUCGCCCUCACUGCUACGACAGCCAAGAACACGUCUGCUGGAUGGACUUCCAGAGUUUCCGCUACGCCUUGGCACUGCCGAUGCUCGCUAUGGUGGCGUUUAAUGCCGUUCUGUUCGGCCGUAUCGUGCACGCUCUGAACUGCGGCCGCGAGAGGAGGCUGCGCACCAACCAGUCGGAGCAGCAGCUGGCGCGGCGCCGUCUGCGCGUCUCACUGGUCACCCUGGUGAUGCUCGGACUAGCAUGGAUCUUUGGCUUCCUGGCCGUACGGGAAGGUCGUCUGGUGUUCGCCCUCCUCUUCUGCAUCUGCAGCACGCUUCAAGGUUUUUCCGUGUUCCUUCUGAUGGUGGUUGGCAAGGGCGGGGUGUGGACUCUGUGGCACGCCCUGCUCAAGAACCGCUGUUGUCGGGCAAUCAAGAGAAGCGUCACCUCAGCGAGCACCAUGUCUACGGGCGCCACUCCGGCCAGUGGUACCAGUGAGCCACUGAUGUCUGGCGGAGGUCAGUGCGACACCAGGCUCUAAUGUACUGGCCGCGCCAGUGAAGCUGAUGUCAUGUAAAGCUGAGUGUAGCACUGAGCUCCGAUGUUACGCUAAGACAUUGCGGACUGUCUUGCCAGCUGUGGAGUGUACCGAUGGCGGAACUAGUUACGCUGUAAGUGGGAAAGACGGGUGUCUUACCACAUGCUUGGCUUGCCAGAAUUAUAGUGUUGCUGUGCAUUAAGUUAAAAGUAACGCAUAGUACUGGAACAGAGCCAGUGUCACAUUAUUUACCCAAACACUAACACCGCAGUAUGGGUUAGAGUGUAAAGUUCUUACUUAACCUUCGCCCCAGUGGGGGGGGGGGGCAUAUGUUACCACCCUGUCGCGUUUUUUGCGUGUGAAUAAAAAACCGCGGCGCGGCGCUUGGAUA
Messenger RNA from Amphibalanus amphitrite, 4217 nucleotides. RefSeq lists its product as uncharacterized. NCBI's taxonomy places the organism in Eukaryota, Metazoa, Arthropoda, Thecostraca, Balanomorpha, Balanidae. Gene Ontology annotation, biological process: cell surface receptor signaling pathway; G protein-coupled receptor signaling pathway. Bases 104 to 3829 code for a protein of 1241 amino acids. Gene Ontology annotation, cellular component: membrane. Gene Ontology annotation, molecular function: G protein-coupled receptor activity. The record is from RefSeq and is a predicted model, not a curated record. The transcript is spliced from 2 exons.